GUGUGGGAGCACAAACCGUUCUUACCAACGGCAAACAACAGCACACAGCAACAGGCAGGAAAGACAGGAGAACAUAUGGCACAAUGUCACUACAAUAAUCCAUAGUAUGUUUCAUUCACCCUGCAAGUUAAUUAAUAAAUAUGCAUUAACUGGAUUUCUGACUGGACCUCACUGCAUUGCAAUGUUUGCUGCUGCGUAGGAUCACUCCCUCAAACCUGUUGAGUAGUGACAAUAAAUUUGAACAUUUGAAGGUGAAGAUUGCCACUACAACUCAAGUAAGAACGGUGCUCUUCGAGUGAAAAGGACAACAAAAAGGACACUGAAGGACAUCAAAAAGCCACAAGAGGACGAAUUCUGCCUUGGCCACGCUGCUGCUCAUCAGCCAGGGUGAUUGGAAACACCUGCCAGCUCUAUAGGACGUCUGUGAAGAACAACUUCUGCCUGAAAAACAGGAGUGUAGCUUCAGGAUGGUAAAGGAGGAUCCAUCAAAAAAGAAGACCAGGUGCCACGGACCCUCUGGCGUCUCCUUUUCCUCUUUGACACAGACCCUUCCCUGUAAAAAGGAAAAGGAAGAGGAAGAGGAGGAACACAGUAUUAGUCAGGAGGGAGAGCAUAUUGAAGGACUGGUGGAGUUCCCAGCGAUUGGUGUCCCUGUGAAGAGUGAAGGUAAUGAGGUCAAAGGUGAAAGUGAGGAGAACAGAGAGGCGGAGCCUCCAAGCAGCAGCUCAACACAACACAUGACAACAGAAGCUGAUGGAGACCACUGUGGAGGAUCACAAGCAGACAAGCUCUUAGCUCCACUAUCAGAUAGUGAGGACACAACGUCACACUCUCCUGACACUGAUGAUGAAGACUCUAAAGAUGAUAAGACAUGUCACACUGACAACACUCACUUCAAAUGUCCUCACUGUGACAAAACCUUCAAAUACCCUUGUCAUCUGAAAACACACAUGAGAAGACACACCGGAGAAAAACCUUUUGUCUGUUCAAUAUGUGGAAGAGGUUUUACACGAAGUCAGAGUUUGAAGUUACACAGGAUAAUACACACUGAAGAAAAACCUUUUAUCUGUUUAAUCUGUAGUAAAGGUUUUGUUCUAAGUAACCAUUUGAAAGAACACAUGAGAACACACACUGGUGAAAAACCUUUCAUUUGUUCAAUCUGUGGUAAAGGUUUUGUACAAAAUAACAACUUGAAAGUACACAUUAGAACACACACUGGUGAAAAACCUUUUAUCUGUUCAAUCUGUGGUAAAGGUUUUGUACAAAGUAACAAUUUGAAAGUGCACAUGACAACGCAUACUGUUGAAAAUACGGUUUCCUGUUCAACCUGUGGUAAAGGUUUUACACAAAGUCAAUAUUUGAAAGUACACAUGAGAACACACACUGGUGAAAAACCGUUUUCCUGUUCAAUUUGUGGUAAACGUUUUACACUUAGUCACCAUUUGAAAGUACACACGAGAACGCACAGUGGCGAAAAACCUUUUUCCUGUUCAAUCUGUGGUAAAGUUUUUAUACAAAGUAACAAUAUGAAAGUACACAUGACAACACACACUGGUGAAAAAACUGUUUCCUGUUCAACCUGUGGUAAAGGUUUUACACGAAGUCAAUAUUUGAAAGUACACAUGAGAACACAUACUGGUAAAAAAACAUUUUCCUGUUCAACCUGUGGUAAAGGUUUUACACAUGGUCACCAUUUGAAAGUACACACGAGAACGCACACUGGCGAAAAACCUUUUUCCUGUUCAAUAUGUGGUAAAGGUUUUACAGAGAGUCAACCUUUGAAAAGACACACUAGAACACACACUGGUGAAAAAUCCCAUUCCUGUUCAAUCUGCAACAGAAGCUUUUGUGAACGACCAAACCUCGUAGUACACAUGAGAACACACCCAGGAGAGAAAGUUUUGAGUUGCAGUGUGUGUGGUGAAAGAUUCUCUUAUAAGUACCAGUGUAAGAAACACAAGUGUGCUGGUGAGAACAGCAGCAGCAAAUGAAACUGCAUGAUUUGAAAUAACUGUCAAGACUGUAAUUUUUCACUUUCUAACAACAUAAGCACAUAUAAUGUAUGACAUUUGUGUGCGUUUUUUUUAGUCAAGUGCACGCAUUAAUUUGCAACAUUGUGUACUUUUAUUAAAAAAAAUGAACAGAACAAUUUGACUGAAAAGGUGAGAGUUAACAGUACAAUACAUUUUUCAAAUAAAAUAAACAUUGUAUGUGUGUAUAUAUUCAACAUACAAUUUUAGACUUAAUUAUAAAAGUGUUUUUUUUUUAUAGUUGUUUGAAAUAUUGAAGUAUUAAAUUUUUUUUUUCUAAUUGUUAAUGAUCCCAGAUAAGCACCUUUAUAUGAUAUACAUGUGUACUGGUUCACAUCUGAAACAUCUGGAUGACUUCAGGAAGCAUAUUAUUAUUUACUUUAUACAUCAUUUGAACAUUUGUCUUUUAUACAAUUUUAAAAUGUGUGACUUUAUGAAUCAUUUGUUGGGUCUCUAUACCAUUGUAUCAAUUAUCUUUAUUACUCUUUUUUUGUAAUAUGAUGAUUGUGUUGUGAUUGUUUCAUUUGUAUGUCCCCAGAUCUUUAUGCAAUAUAAAAGUGAGAGGAAAUGGCUGAAUUGUUUGUGGAAGGAUGGUUUUGUUUUUAAAAACAUACAUUUCUGGAUUAAAAAAAAAAAUCCCCAUUGUUGUGUUUUAAACUUUUUUAAUAUUUUUUUUUUUCCUAUAUAAACAUCCCCAAAACAAUGUCAAUAUUAAUCAAUGUUUGGAGUGUCAGGCAAAAGCCAAUAUUGUACAUCUUCCCACAGAGAUUUACUUUCAAUCAAUACUUUGCAUACUUUCACAAAAUAAACAGUUUAUUUUUUUCCCCCUAUUACAGAACGAUCAAGCGUUGUCUUCAAAUGCAAAACAAUAUUGUAAAAAAUAUUUUUUGUGGUAAAUUCCAGGGUUUUUUUUUUUUUGUUAAAUGAACUCCUUGGCUUCUGGAAGAAUGGAAACUUUCAAGUUAUUCGUAUUUUUUAUUUGUUGUUUUGUUCCAGAUAAAAUACAGUAAUAAAGAAAUAGUAAAGAAUUGUCUAAUUUCAGAGUUUCAAACCUGUAAUAUUGUGUCCAUUCACCAAAAGCCCAGAACGAUUAGAAAAUAGUUCUGAAAAACAUUAUAUGCUGUAUUUAGAAUA
Molecule: messenger RNA, 3164 nt
Organism: Nerophis ophidion (straightnose pipefish)
Lineage: Eukaryota; Metazoa; Chordata; Actinopteri; Syngnathiformes; Syngnathidae
Product: gastrula zinc finger protein XlCGF57.1-like
Exons: 2
Coding region: 468-1991 (507 amino acids)
Biological process (GO): regulation of transcription by RNA polymerase II
Cellular component (GO): nucleus
Molecular function (GO): DNA-binding transcription factor activity, RNA polymerase II-specific; RNA polymerase II transcription regulatory region sequence-specific DNA binding
Source: RefSeq, a predicted model, not a curated record